AUGAAGAGAAAAAUGGGAUUACUGGGAAAGAAGAACAAUGUUAUGGCAGACAGAGAACUGGAGUGGAAGAGACCAAGGAACUACUCAGUUUUAGCCAGUGUGGAAGGAAGGUUUGUGGAUUCAACUGUAAAGCUUUCAGAGAAGAUGAAACUGGAAUGCAUAUAUCCAAAAAAAGCUGUGAUAAUACAGACAUCCUGGAUGAAACAAAAUGGAAGUCAUAAAGAAAAUAUUGCUGUCUUGCAUCCUAUCUAUGGCAUACAUAUUGAAGACAAAUACAGGGGAAGAAUAUAUUAUGAAAAUACUUCCAGGGAAGACCAAUCCUUAUCCUUCAACAACAGUACUUUGGAAGAUGUUGGUUUUUACUUUUGCUCCAUUGUAACUUAUCCAGAUGGAGUUUCUGAGAAGGUAAUAGAAGUUAUUCAUCCAGCAGAUGCUUCUGAAAUACCUGAGAGACAAAGUAAUCUGAUGUUUGCCAAGCCAGGAGGAAGUGUCACUUUUACUUGCCCUUACGAUAUUGGAGGUUUGGUGCAGCAAGUGAAAUGGGAAAGGAUUAAAGCAGGUGGGACGGAUACCAUUGUCCUGUGUAACUCAGGAGGAGAGCGAAGAUUUGGUUCAGAUUUCAUAAAACGUGCACUGGUGGAUUGCUCUGGUCAGGCAAGCUCAACGAUUGUCAUUCAAAACAUCACAGCUUCCGACUUCGCAAAGUACCGCUGCAUGGCUACUGGAAGAAAUAAAACCUUUGAGAUGAGUUUCACUGUGGUUGCAACUUGGGAUCACAAAUGGUUUAUUAUCUACAUAGCUGGAGGAACAUCUGCUGCUGUUUUACUGUUAGUUUUCCUACUCAUUUUCCUCAUCACCACUGCUUAUCGCAAAAAGAAGAAGAGGAAGAGAAUCACAGAGGCCUUAUUUAAUGCUUUGUACUGUACUCAGGACGAGGCUGGUAACAAUUAUGCAGAACACAAUUAUCACACCACAUGGGACAUAGAAAGAGGAAAAGAAGAGUCAUCAUUCAGGACAGCACAGGAGAUUUACGUGAACUGCAUAAACCUAAGAAAUGAUAAUUAGCUUCUUUCUUGUGAAUGAAGUAACCCGAGUUCAGACCAUGUCAUUGCAUGUUGGACUUGAUUUGUUUUGCACAGGUAGCUGCAGAAGGUUAAACUGGCUGCCAAGCAUGGCCUACGCUGCCCUGUCCAGACAGCACAGGUACCCAAGCCAGUCAGGGUGCAUCUGCAUUAUGAGACAGUCUGAAGCACUAACGCCCCCUUUGAUUCAUAUGUACAAGUGAAGACUAUUGGUACUUCUAAAAUUUAAACAUUUUUACCCAGUAGGUGCACUUUCAGGUAAUAAUCUCAGAACAACUAUGCAGAGCAAAGCAGUAUAUGUUUAAAUUACAUUCAUUUCAUCGGAAGAAAAAAUGUCUGAGAAGCCCGUGUGGCAAGGUGAGAAAGAAAGUGUGCUCAAUGUUCUCUGUAUUCAUGACUUUCAAAUCUUAAAAUUGAGAGCAUUAUAGAAUAAAAAAAAUGUCCAUGAUUUUCCGCACAGGAGGUGUUAUCACACUGUUGGGCAAACAGUAUUAUUCAGCUGGCAAAAGCAAAUGUAUCAGGGAAACUUGAAGUUAGAUUUGAAAGCAGGAAGAGAAGCGUGCUGUCUGACAGUGAUGUGGUUUACAUGCUUCUUGCCACUCACGACAGCUAUUCCAGUGCUCACUGCUUGUGAUAAAGAAUAGAAACACAGCCCCCAGCCAACAUGUACUUUCACACGCAUGCACACAUUUUUUUUUCCUCUCUCUUGAAUGCUCAGGAGAAAACAAAACAUUAAGACUCUGUUACUGUCAAGUUAUAUUUAAUAAUAAUUUAUUAUAAGGUUUAGUUGAACGAAAAAUAAAUGAGAACAUGGAAGAUACAUGAAUAAAUGAUGCAAAGCAGAAAAAGCACGAUUGAGAACAUUUACAAAACAAUACACAGAUGUGUUUGUAUGUGUUGCAUAUGUAUAUUUUCUGCUAAA
Molecule: messenger RNA, 2004 nt
Organism: Lagopus leucura (white-tailed ptarmigan)
Lineage: Eukaryota; Metazoa; Chordata; Aves; Galliformes; Phasianidae
Gene: CD226
Product: CD226 molecule
Exons: 6
Coding region: 1-1065 (354 amino acids)
Biological process (GO): positive regulation of type II interferon production; positive regulation of T cell receptor signaling pathway; positive regulation of natural killer cell cytokine production
Cellular component (GO): external side of plasma membrane
Source: RefSeq, a predicted model, not a curated record